AUGGAGGAAGAGCUGAAAUGUCCCGUGUGCGGCUCUCUGUUUCGGGAGCCCAUCAUCCUGCCCUGUUCCCACAAUGUCUGCCUCCCUUGCGCUCGCACCAUCGCGGUGCAGACCCCGGACGGCGAGCAGCACCUGCCCCAGCCGCUCCUGCUUUCCCGCAGCUCGGGGCUGCCCGCGGGCGCAGGUGCCGCUCCCUCUCUGGAGCACGACGCGGCGGCGGGCCUGGCCUGCAGCGGUGCGGGCGGGAGUGCAGCUGGCGGUCUUGGCGGCGGUGCGGGAGGUAGCGGAGACCACGCGGACAAACUGAGCUUGUACAGCGAGACAGACAGCGGCUACGGAUCCUACACCCCGAGCCUCAAGUCCCCCAACGGGGUUCGUGUGCUGCCCAUGGUGCCCGCACCACCCGGCUCCUCAGCCGCCGCGGCCCGCGGUGCCGCCUGCUCCUCGCUGUCCUCGUCUUCAAGCUCCAUCACGUGCCCGCAGUGCCACCGCAGCGCCUCUUUGGACCAUCGCGGCCUGCGCGGCUUCCAGCGCAACCGGCUGCUCGAGGCCAUAGUGCAGCGGUACCAGCAGGGCCGUGGGGCGGUGCCGGGGGCAUCUGCAGCGGUGGCGGUGGCCAUCUGCCAGCUGUGCGACCGCACCCCGCCAGAGCCAGCAGCCACGCUCUGCGAGCAGUGCGACGUCCUCUACUGCUCUGCCUGCCAGCUCAAGUGCCAUCCAUCCCGGGGACCCUUCGCCAAGCAUCGCCUGGUGCAGCCGCCACCGCCACCCGCGCCCGUCGAGACAGCCUCUGCACCCACUGGCGCCACCCAGGGCGCCCCCAGCGGAGGCGGGGGCUGCAGGAGCCCGGGAGGUACGGGGGCCGGGCCGUCUGGGGGCAGCACGGCCCGCAAGUUCCCCACGUGCCCGGAGCAUGAAAUGGAGAACUACAGCAUGUACUGCGUGAGCUGUCGAACCCCUGUGUGCUAUCUGUGCCUGGAGGAGGGCCGGCACACCAAGCACGAGGUGAAGCCACUGGGGGCCAUGUGGAAACAGCACAAGGCACAACUAUCUCAGGCCUUAAACGGAGUUUCAGAUAAGGCAAAGGAAGCAAAGGAGUUUCUGGUUCAGCUGAAGAACAUACUGCAGCAGGUCCAGGAAAACGGACUGGACUACGAAGCCUGCCUGGUUGCUCAGUGUGACGCCCUUGUGGAUGCUUUAACUCGUCAGAAAGCCAAGCUGCUCACCAAGGUGACUAAAGAGAGGGAGCACAAGCUGAAGAUGGUUUGGGACCAGAUCAAUCACUGCACAUUGAAGCUGCGCCAGUCCACUGGACUCAUGGAGUACUGCCUGGAGGUGAUCAAGGAGAAUGACCCCUCUGGGUUCUUACAGAUCUCAGAUGCUCUGAUCAAGCGUGUCCAGGUGUCUCAGGAACAGUGGGUCAAAGGCGCCCUGGAGCCGAAAGUGUCUGCGGAGUUUGAUCUGACCUUGGACAGCGAGCCGCUACUGCAGGCCAUCCACCAGCUGGACUUCAUUCAGAUGAAAUGUAGGGUGCCACCUGUCCCCUUACUGCAGCUGGAGAAAUGCUGCACCCGAAACAACAGUGUCACGCUGGCUUGGAGGAUGCCGCCCUUCACCCACAGCCCCGUGGACGGCUACAUCCUGGAACUGGAUGAUGGCGCGGGGGGUCAGUUCCGGGAAGUGUACGUUGGUAAGGAGACUUUGUGUACCAUCGACGGUCUUCACUUCAACAGCACCUACAAUGCCCGAGUGAAAGCUUUCAACUCUUCCGGUGUCGGGCCUUACAGUAAAACCGUCGUCCUGCAGACAUCCGAUGUGGCCUGGUUCACAUUUGACCCCAACUCUGGGCAUCGGGACAUCAUUUUAUCCAAUGACAACCAGACGGCCACCUGCAGCAGCUAUGAUGACCGGGUGGUGCUCGGCACGGCCGCAUUCUCCAAGGGCGUACACUACUGGGAGCUGCACGUGGACCGGUACGACAACCACCCAGACCCCGCCUUCGGGGUGGCCAGGGCCAGCGUGGUCAAGGACAUGAUGCUGGGCAAGGACGACAAGGCCUGGGCCAUGUACGUGGACAACAAUCGCAGCUGGUUCAUGCACUGCAACUCCCACACCAACAGGACGGAAGGCGGCGUAUGCAAAGGGGCCACCGUCGGCGUGCUGCUGGACCUGAAUAAGCACACCCUGACCUUCUUCAUCAACGGGCAGCAGCAGGGCCCCACAGCCUUCAGCCAGGUGGACGGGGUCUUCAUGCCAGCCCUCAGCCUCAACCGCAAUGUGCAGGUCACCCUGCACACAGGAUUGGAAGUGCCCACUAACCUGGGGCAGCCAAAGCUGUCAGGCAAUUAGCCCCAUUCCAGCUCGGCACCAUGCCUGUGACGGUGGCAUUCACAGGCAAAACACCCAACAUUCUCACUAGGCUCAAAUAACCCACAAAAGCAGGAUACGCAAGUCAUGGGUGCAACCUGGCAGCAUGGAAUGUCGUAGAGACACAUUUUCUUGGGGGCAUGGGGAAUGGGUCCGCAGGCUGUGCCCCCGGCCGCCACAGUUGGUGGUAAAGGCAGGUACAUGUGCCACCCUUAUUCACCCAGACAUCACUCUUCAAGAAGGACCUUUCUCAAGGGAGUCAGCAUUUGGGCUUCAUGUCUAAGUUUCCUGCCAUCUGUCUUCAAAACUUGCUUUAUUUUGGAGGGAGAGGAAGGGAGACUUUGAGACUGGCCUCCUGAAAGCAGCAAUCAGCAGCUACGCGGUCAUCCCACACCCCGGGUGUUGGCCCUCUGCUGGGACCCGGCCUCCUCAGAGUCCCGGGGUUGCAGAUUCUUGUCAUGCUGAGAAAGUUCUCCCCUACUUCUUGGUCCUGGAGUCUUUAGUAGCACCUGCCACUUGCAGAUCCAAUGCAGGAUUGAUAGAAGGGGACAUUGAUCAUUCAUGCCUGACUUUUGCCUCUCUCACUGAAGUGCUGAGAACCUUUAAAAAUCGCUUCCUUUAUUAAUCAGCCAAUUGCAUUCUUUCUCUUUCUCUCCCUACUCCCUGUGUCUUUUCUUUUUCCUCCCUCCUUCUCUCUCUCUAAUCCUCUCUCUCCUUCCCUCCCUCCCUCGCUCUUUCUUCCUUUUCUCCUUUCUCUUUCUUUCCUUCAUCCCUGCAUCCCUGUCUCUUCCCUCUUUCCCUUUUUCUCCCUCCUUCUCUCUCUCUCUCACACACACACACACGGACACACACAAGCAUGACAGUCUCCUAACAUUAAAUCACUCAAUUCUUAGUUCUUUUUUUUUUAGACGGGGUUUCACCAUGUUGGUCAGGCUGGUCUUGAACUCCCAACCUCAGGUGAUUCGCCUGCCUUGGUAUCCAAAGUGCUUGGAUUACAGGCGUGAGCCACCGCGCGCAGCCCAAGUCUUAGUUCUUAAAUGCACAUGAAAACACGAAAAUUUUAACAACUAUGUGAUAAGUCUUCACCUGGUGGUGGCUCCUUUCUGAAACUGGCAACUCAAGAAGUUAACUGAAAACGCAUCCAAAUUGCUCUUCUGAGCUGAACCACUCGGAGACUCACAAGCAUGUAAGAUGAAAGACCCUGGGAAAGCCUCUCCUAGUCAGUCCACCCUAUCAUCAUUAUGAAAGCAUCAUGAACACAAGUGGCCCCUGUGGCAGGCAGGGAGGCUCUGCCCUGAUGGGGUAGGCGGGACCUCUGGGAAAGGCAGAAAAUAGAAGGGCAGUAUCAGGCACCUUGUCCCCCAGCUUCCCACUGUAAGACUGGGUGUGCCAAGUCUGACCUGCCAGGGUGGGGCUCUGGAAACACCAGCCUUCUCCCUCGAGAUCCACAUUGAAUAAUGAGCUCAUGGGAGGGGCUCUGAGCCAGGAGCCUGCCGGGGGUCCUGCUCCCAGGGAACCCUUCCUCUCUUCCCUCCUCUCACCUUCCCAAUCUCCUGCCACCUCCAGCUCCACCUGGUAGCAACAUUUCUGUCUCCUUUUAAAAAGAAUACAUUUUGUCAAGCAUUUUCUUUCUGAGGCUGAGAAGUAACUUGUCAAUUUGCUGGACUGGAUUUUUAUAAAAACUCACCCCGUACACCGGCACUGACUGUGCGUCCUCGGUUCUGCCUUCCUGUUCAGACACCACGCCUGCUUUCAAAACCGCCUGCGGGGGCCACCCAGGUCCUCCCUUGCCCUUCAGCAGGACCGACAAUCCUACCUCAAAGCUCGUGCUCUUGGUCUGCGAGGCUCCUGGUCCGCUGUCUUUGCAGAUGUGGCUGGCAAGGCCAGCUGCCCCAUCUCUAGGAGCUGCCCGGUGCUGUGUUGCAGCCUUUGCUGCGGAGCCAGCGAGCCAUCUGCUUCGUGGAAGUCUACGUCUUGCUUCUUCCUUGUCAUCCCACCAAGUGGUUUCUGGCUCUCCUCCUCCCAUCCCAGAGCCCCGUCCAGAGCCCUUGGAGGUAACACACAAGAUCUGGUACCCUGUGUCCUCACCCGCACAGCUGCCUCUGUCUCCCAUCUUCCUGCAGCUUCAUCCUUAGCCAUAGCUCUGGGUGGCCAUGGCUUAGAGCACAGGGGAGAUCCCCAAAGAUUGGGGAUGAAGAGGAGCCACCACUUUCUUGAGGCUGAGAAAGCCAUCAGCUUUGGGAAGUGUCUAGCUCUCUUCUGAAGAAAACAGGCCCAUACCCUGCCCCCGGAAUGAGAGCGGGCUAUGCAGGGCUGCCCGUGGAGAGCAGCUUCUCAGAGGGGAGCCCUGGGAGGGCUGUGCAGCCUCCUGCAUCACCACAGCCUGGGUCACCAGGUGGCCCCUGCUCUGCAGAGGAAUCAGGAAUUGCUCAUCACUGGAGUACGAGCUGCCUGGGGCUACCCUGAAACUAACCCCUUUCAGGGAGCAGCAUCCAGGUCAGGAGAGAUGUGGAAAAUGCAGGAGAAAAACGUCCACAACUCUGAUGGCCUCGUUCAGAAGAAAGUUCCCUGAAGUCCAGAGAGGGGCGGCCAGGACUCCCUCUUCCCCACUGCCUCCCCGAGCCUGGGGACUGGGAAUCUCCCUUUUCUGACUCCUCUAGGAGCCCAAAAGCAAUACGGCUGAUGCCAGGGACAGCAUCUAGCGAUCCCUCACAGACGCCUCUCCCAUCUUCAGCACAAAACACCUUCAAUGUUCUGACUUCAAAGAGAAGGGCAGGUCUGUGCCACACACUUGUGUUUUUGAGGGAUCAGAAAAGCGAAGAAGGAUCUUAUCAAUUCUUCAUGGCCAGGAAGGUCAUGGCCAGAAUAGAAAUGACAGACAGCUCAUGGAAUUCUCAUCCACCAUUGAAUUCUGUAACAUGUUACAUCAUGGUGGCAUAUUUGUACAUAUAAAUGAUAUGGAGAUGAUGCUUUUGUUGGGCUGGCUGAGGAGUAAGUUGGUGUAAAUCUACCAAGCAGUUUCAGUGAAAAAGGAAUUCAAAGUAGUUUAAAAACGUCGAGUUCCAUUGCAUUGUAAAUACCGCCUCUGUGAUGUGCUUCUGCAGUCGUUCUUUGCUAGUGAGCAAGUUUGGUCAAAGUGUAUGCCUUUCCUUUUCAAAUUAACCUCUCUUCAAAAAUAUCCACUAGCACCUCACUGCAUACGUAGCAUCCCAGCUCCUAAUUCAAAGCGGGGGAAGUAUUUCCCCAAAGGCUGCUUUUCCCCUCUCUGUUCUCCUUGGGAAAAUCAUGAUUUCAAUUAAAGAGGACAACAGUAAUACUGACCCACAAUGCAACUGACCUAAAAAUAUAAACCUGUAUAUAGUUCCAGGCUGCAUCUUCAGCCUGAUAUGUACUUUGUAGUUGCAACAGUGCCCUAGGUGCCCUAUGGCCCACCAAGUUUGGGGAGGGUGGUGCUUUCCGGAUUGAGCCUGGGCAGAACCAGUGGAGCUCACCAAGAGAGCUGGGGGCAGGCCCACCCUCCUCUUUGCCCCCUUUCUCUCCCUCUUGACGCUCCUGCGCUCCACCCCACCACAGCACUCUCAGGAAAGGAUCAGAAUGCAGGAUCUUUGUGUAUUUCUUCCAGGGAUAUUUGCAUUUAAGCCUUAAUUCUAAUUGCAAGCGAAAGGCUUGGUCCCCCUGGGAAGGCGCAUUUCAGCACCUACAGACAGGUGGCUCAGCAUCAGGGAGGCUGCUGCCAGUCCCAUGACCACCUGCUGGCUGUGAGGUAGUGAGGGAGGGUCAGUCCUUAGGGGGACUCAACAUAUGCAUGCUGAAGAACACUGUUGCACAGCCUGUGGGGUGGCACACAGGGUUUCCCAACCUCUACUGACAUUUUGCAGUAGGUCCUGUACACUGUAGGAUGUUUAGCAGCGUCUCUGGUCUCUCUCUACCCAUUACCUGCCAGUAGCAACCCCCACAUUAGCUGUGACAACCAAAAGCAUCUGUAGACAUUGCCAGAUCAUCUCCUGGGGCCUCCACAAGUUGAGAACCACCAGGUUAUGCUAGCGGUUUGUCAUGGGUGGAUCUGUGGAGGGACUGUGGCGAUCUGACUGCAUUACUCCAUAGAAAACCCGGAUAUGACAAGGCUGCCAGCCUUUAUCUUGACACCCAAGCCCAGUUUUUCCAAAGGUCUUCAGGGGGCAGGUAGGGGAAACUGGGGUGAGCCACACCCAACAGACGCUAACCUGUUGGGUCUCGAAAUUUGACUCUCUGGAGAUGUCCCCAACCCACUCCCCCAUUCCUAGAAAGCAAAACACGUGAACUUUGUUUUCCUUGGCCACAUUUUACUGGAAGCAACAGAAACUUCUUAAUGGUUUGUGGCCCUCAGUUGGUUUUUUAAAAAAUCUAACAGACGUUACUGGCAAACACUCAAGAUCUAUGGUGAUGCUGGGAAGUUUCAGGACUUUUCUUCUGCAAGUGAGCGGGUGGCUGUGUUUGCUAACUGCAUUCUUUGGCAGUUCCUCCUGGAAGAUCACAGGAUCCUGCAGCUUUAAGUGUAUCUGGGCUGUAAAAAUAUGAGGGCACGUUUCAGGCUGGAUGUAUUGAUCAGACACCAAGUUCAUCCCUCAGUUACUUCCCUCUUUUAGCCUGGCUUUAAUAGUGAUUCAUGGUAUGGGUGGGGGCCAAUCUCUUAACCUUUCUGUGCCUCAGUAUCCCCUCCUGAAAUGGGACUAGUCAUACUAACCUACCUCCUCUGAUGUAUUGUGAGGAUUAUAGAACAACACUUUUUAAAGAAAAAAGUGCAGUCUUUCAUCUCUGGUAUCUAAGUUAAUGACUCCCACUCAGUGAAUCACACCUGUGAGGGGUUUCUAGUGUUCUCUGACCAGUGUCUUCCAACCAUGCCUCCUUGUGACCAGGGUAAAGGAGCUGCCUGGCUGUGAGCGGGUGAAACAGACCUUUAAGACCGGUCUCCUAUGAGCAUAGAAAGUAACACGCCGUAUGUUCCCAUUCCCGGUGAGGCUGGUGUGAACAGACCACCUGUCAGCAAUCUCACUGCUAGGCCUCAAGGCCUCUGUGGGUGGAAACCCCCUUAAACCGAGGAAGGACAUUAACCCAGGCCUCUGCCUUCUCUGUUACUUAAGUUCUGGUAUCUGAGGGGUCUCUCAACCCAUAGCUUGUCUCCUUUCUUUCCAAAGGUCUCUGCAGUGUGAGUGGUUUUGAAAUCCAGUACGGACAGUGUGAAGAGAUGCAACUGAGCUGAAGUUUCGAAGGCUGGUUGGGCUAGUGGGUCAUCACGUCACUUUCAGAUGACUGGUAACCACUGGGCCUUCACCAGCACAGGCUAUGCAGGUUGGGGGAGACCCUGGCUUUUUCAAUGAUUGACGUUGACAUCAGUCAGGAGCUGGGAGUUGAGACCUCCAGGAAAGUCUCGUCUGGGGCCAUCACUCUUCUCUCAAGGAGUGCAGUCCUGGGGAGGGCCCAGGGACUCGUGAGCCAGUGACGCAGGUGCUGCAGACCAGGCCAGGCCCUCGAGUAAAGCACUGAGGAGAGGUCAAAACCAGUCUUCAGGUUUGGGAAGGUGACUGCGGGCAACUGCCGUAGCAGGAAUGUGCAGGUACUUACUGGGUGAGACCCAGCCUGGGAAGCCCAUCCAGCUCCUCCCAGCCCUGGAAACUGGACAUCCAGAGCCCCUGGCUUUCUCAGCACCCAGAGGAAGCAGGGAGCGGGCAAAGCAGAAAACGUUCAAUGCAUGAUGUAGGAUUGCUGCCUUGGCACUAAGCUGUUGUAUUAAGCAUGAGAGGUGUUUGUUUAACGUUGGCAAAGGGGUUUAACAAGAAACAAAAAGCUUCGUGUCCUUGUUUUGGCCGUCGACAGAACUCCCAUUUUCUUACCUUUCUCUACCCCCAUUUCUCCUUCUCCCUCCUCCUCCCCCUUGCACCCACUUUUGGUCACUGGUUGUUGGUAUUUGGUGGCAGCUCUUGGUCCUGUUACUGUUGAUGUUCCACUGAAAACCUGGGGGUGGGGGGGGAAUGGGAAGGAAAGCAACUUUUUUCUAAUUUUUGUAUUGGUAUCCACAAGCGUUUGUAUUUUUUGAAUUGCAAACACUGUGUUUUCUGGUCUUUGGGGGUUGAUUGAACUUUCUGUAUUACCUUUUGGAAAACCUGAGUUUUACCACAGUCUUAAGCAGAUUUGAAAUAAAUUCUUUUGACACUGCCAACAC
Callithrix jacchus (white-tufted-ear marmoset) is the source of this 8566-nucleotide messenger RNA. RefSeq names its product tripartite motif containing 67 (gene TRIM67). Lineage: Eukaryota; Metazoa; Chordata; Mammalia; Primates; Cebidae. Gene Ontology annotation, molecular function: protein binding; zinc ion binding. The record is from RefSeq and is a predicted model, not a curated record. Gene Ontology annotation, cellular component: cytoplasm.